AUGAUUGCUUGCAGCUUUGGAAUCGUGCUUCUUGAGUUGCUGAGCGGAAAAUCAACCCAUGCAAUGAAGAGGGUGGAGGAGUAUGAGCUAGAGGAGCUGAGGGACAGCAAGAUGCCAGUGGUCACUGAGGAGGCCUUAGUGGACUUUGCUGACCUGGCUCUGGACUGCAUCAAGUCUCCCGGCACACGGCGACCCACCAUGAAGGAUGUGGCAUACCGCCUCACUGCCUUCAUUGCCAAGCACUGCCCCGACAGGGAGGACGAGUGGGAAAGUGUCGCGAGAGACGACAGUGCAAGCAACGAGGGUGUGUCUUCCAGGGAUGUUUCUGGUUUGUCGUUUGGAGAUGGUGGGAGGGAGCCCAAGGGGUCUUAUGGCUCACAGUCUGGUGUGAGCUCAUUCUUGCUUGGCUCGAUGGGUGAUGGCAUCCGGAGUUGGCUGCAAUCGAAGCCAACCAAAGGGCGUUGA
Molecule: messenger RNA, 465 nt
Organism: Closterium sp. Naga37s-1
Lineage: Eukaryota; Viridiplantae; Streptophyta; Zygnematophyceae; Desmidiales; Closteriaceae
Source: the annotation of a GenBank genome assembly